AUGCCGUAUAAAAUAGCCUGGCGCCGACGCCGGGAGUGUCAGAGCACAUCCGGUGUUGGGAGAGCUGCCAGGCUCUUGAGAGGAGGGCUACGAAGAGCAGAGGCUGUGUCCCACAGACUCGGGAACCAUGAACGUGUUUGAUCGGAAGAUCAAUUUUGAUGCGCUCUUCAAGUUUUCCCACAUAACCCCCUCGACACAGCAGCACCUGAAGAAGGUCUAUGCCAGCUUUGCCCUCUGUAUGUUUGUGGCGGCUGCCGGGGCCUAUGUCCACGUGGUCACUCACUUCAUUCAGGCUGGCCUGCUGUCCGCGUUGGGCUCCCUGGGGUUGAUGAUGUGGCUGAUGGCGACCCCUCACAGCCAUGAGACUGAGCAGAAAAGACUGGGACUCCUGGCUGGAUUUGCUUUCCUUACAGGAGUUGGCCUGGGCCCUGCUCUGGAGCUGUGCAUUGCCAUCAACCCCAGCAUCCUGCCCACAGCCUUCCUGGGCACGGCCAUGAUCUUCACCUGCUUCACCCUGAGCGCUCUGUAUGCCAGACGCCGCACCUACCUCUUCCUGGGAGGUAUCUUGAUGUCAGCCAUGAGCCUGAUGCUCUUGUCUUCCUUGGGUAACCUUUUCUUUGGAUCCAUUUGGCUGUUCCAGGCAAAUCUGUACAUGGGGCUGGUGGUCAUGUGUGGCUUUGUCCUUUUUGAUACUCAACUCAUUAUUGAAAAGGCUGAAAAUGGAGAUAAGGAUUAUAUCUGGCACUGCGUUGACCUCUUCCUGGAUUUCAUUACUCUGUUCAGGAAGCUCAUGAUGAUCCUGGCUAUGAAUGAGAAGGACAAGAAGAAAGAGAAGAAGUGAGCGCACGGCCUUCCCAGCUCCACUCCCUCGCCCUCAUCCCCCCCGCACUCAUUACAGGUGGCGUGCUCUGUGAUAAUGAAAAGCAUCAGAAAAGCUUUUGUACUUUGUGGUUUUCUCUAUUUUGGAUUUUUUGAUCAACAAACUGAUUAGCAGAACAUAGUUUGGAGUUUGGCUUCGUAUUCCUGGGGUUCUUCACUUCUUCUCUGUCAGCCCCGUCCUUAGCCCCUUCCUCCGCUCAGCAGCCAGUCCAGUGAGGAGUGGGAGCCCCGGCCGCCGUGCUCUGUGCCUCUCCACGGGUGCUGGGACUGUUGGGCAGAGCUGGCCAGCUGCCCUCACUGUUGGAUUUGUGUGCUGUUGCACGGGACUGGGCAGCGUGGUUUUCUUUGGAAAGAAGGUUGCUGGUCCCGUUGCUAACUGAGGCUUGUAACAUGAGAGAACGUCAAGACCUUCUGGUGGACACUCUGCUGCUUCUAGACCGCCCGGCUGGCAAGCACUCCCCGCCUCAGCCUCCUGAGGGAGCCCGGCUUCGUGUGCAUUCCGUUCCCACCCCCUCCCGACCCUCAGGGCACCUGCCGGCUCUCUGCUGGCACAGGAGGAUUCCAGCAGAAAGGGAAGACGCGUCUGCAUCCCCCACCUCGUGCGCUUGUUGAAACCCUGGGCGUUGCCACAGCUCCAGAAGCGUCUUUUGGGUCGCUGUGGUUAGCCGUUACAGGAGAGGAAGGCCAGGGGAGGGGAGAGGCCGAGCCCUGGCACAAAGCAUGUCAGACGCAGAGAGGGCUCUGCUGAGGUGGCACACACAGAGCCUGCCAGCGGAGCAGGGCCAUGGUGACCCUGCAGCUUCCUAGCGGCCCGUGGCGCGUGUGCUCAGCCGGGCGCCGGUGGAUAGUGUCAGACCGGCUGCUCGGGCACUUAAUGAUGUCUGCUUUACAGAUGCACUUUAGCUUUGGAUCCGGUCACCUGUUAGCAGAAUGCGGUAACCGUCUAGGCAGGCUCCAGGCGCCUGGCCCAGGGAGAGCCCAGUCCUGCAGCUUUGUGGCUGGGCAGUGCUGCAGGCUGCCCCCUCAGCUGGCAGCGGCCGAGGCCUGCCCGAGAGGCCGUCCGCAGUCAGCGUUUGGGGCUUUUCUGUCUGCAGUCCUCGCAGCCACAGUGGCGGCUCCCUGUGUGCCACGGGACUGGCGUCCCGGGAGGCUUGUUCCCAGGCUGCUACGUCGCCGGCAGGAUUCACUCCCUCUGACCCAGCUGCUGCCUGCAGCCCCCGGCGUGAGGACCUUUCUGGGGGGUCUUCCUUCCCGUCGGGCCCCCAUUAGCAACUCAGAACAUCCGGGAUUCUCUGCCAGGCUUGAGACUCUGAAUGA
Ochotona curzoniae (black-lipped pika) is the source of this 2196-nucleotide messenger RNA. It is a transcript of the gene TMBIM6, whose product is annotated as transmembrane BAX inhibitor motif containing 6. Gene Ontology annotation, biological process: negative regulation of RNA splicing; cellular response to unfolded protein; negative regulation of endoribonuclease activity. Gene Ontology annotation, molecular function: enzyme binding. The transcript has 10 exons. Lineage: Eukaryota; Metazoa; Chordata; Mammalia; Lagomorpha; Ochotonidae. Gene Ontology annotation, cellular component: mitochondrial membrane. The coding region runs from base 128 to 841 and encodes 237 amino acids. The record is from RefSeq and is a predicted model, not a curated record.